Messenger RNA from Hibiscus syriacus, 857 nucleotides. Its product is annotated as dnaJ homolog subfamily B member 3-like. Gene Ontology annotation, cellular component: cytoplasm; nucleus. The coding region runs from base 133 to 534 and encodes 133 amino acids. The record is from RefSeq and is a predicted model, not a curated record. NCBI's taxonomy places the organism in Eukaryota, Viridiplantae, Streptophyta, Magnoliopsida, Malvales, Malvaceae. The transcript is spliced from 6 exons.
GUCGUUAAAAAACUCUGUAAAAGAAGAUAAAGUUAUUUUUGAGUACCGUAGACAAAUUACGGUAGUAUCUAAAUCUCACACCGCUGCCGGCAACCGCCGUUUAUUUUUACAUAUCGCGUCUGUACGUCGACGAUGAUAGUCGACUGGGACGAUCAUCCUGAAGAAGCACAAAAGGCGGAGCAAGAUUAUAAUCUCAAUUUCGACCUUCUUUCUCUUGUUUCCAAGCCCAAGGAUUAUUAUAAGAUAUUGGAGGUUGAUUACGAUGCUACGGAGGAUGCUAUUCGCUCCAAUUAUAUACGCCUUGCACUGAAAUGGCAUCCGGAUAAGCAAAAGGACGAUGAGAAUAACGCCACUUCAAGAUUUCAAGAGAUAAACGAGGCUUAUCAGGUUCUAAUUGAUCCAGUCAAAAGGAGUGAAUAUGACAUGAAGGGGAUGUCGUAUGCAUAUGACUAUGACAUAAUUGAGUACCUUAACCGUUAUAAAGGCCUUAUAUUAACAUGUAAUGGUCUUGGGGUUAGGCAAUCGAUUUGGUAAGCCCUGAUAGGAGGAACCGAGAAACACAGAUUUGUUGAUGCUACAAGUGGUGCAGUUGAGGAUGAGAACAAGCUUUGAUGUAUUACAAGGUUAUGUUAUAUAACGGUUGUGAAUAUGCAGUAGAGAAAUUCACGUAAUCUGUAACAUCUUGUGCUUGUCCGCCUUAUGAUGGUAUGACCAGUCGUCAAAUGCAUGCUUGCAGCUUGUUAAUUUUGUAGCAUUGUAGGCAUUAUUUACUCUUUAGGUAGGACCUUAGGAGCAAAUAUUUAUGAAACCAGUUCACUAUUACUAGCUAGUUAAUGCGAUGGCCAGCACUUUUUCUA